This is a messenger RNA of Rotaria socialis, 3585 nucleotides long. Lineage: Eukaryota; Metazoa; Rotifera; Eurotatoria; Philodinida; Philodinidae. The record is from the annotation of a GenBank genome assembly.
AUGAACAAUAACAAUAACAUAAACUAUUCAUCAUUAAUAUCGAAUGAUCAUGAAACUGGUUCAUCGGGCGAACCUUUGCGCAUUUUUGACGCAGCCUACAAUAAUUAUUCUACACAUCCAAAUUCCUAUUCUGAUUAUACACCUAUACCAUCGAAAAUCGAAGCAUUCGAUUACAAUUAUUGGCCAGCGACUAACACACAUAAUAUUUUAGCUAAUCAAAAUAUUGCAGCUAUUGAUCAAGCUCAAACACAGCAAUCCUUAAAUCCAACAUUAGAAACACUUGUACCUGUUCCAUCUGUACAGUUAUCACAAUUAAAUGCAUCAGCUACAAUUUCAGCCACACAUCAUCAUCAUCAUAUCCAUCAGCAUCUCUAUCCACCGACACCAUCAACUCCGCCGCAAACAUGCAAUGAUUCAUCAACAUGGCUUGGCUCAGGUAAUUAUCAAGCAUUACAUCCAACUCCAACACCAAAUCCAUCAUCUUAUCGGCAUUAUUCAAAUCCAUGUCCAUUUUAUCCAACAAAUAAUUUCUAUGAUCCAUCACAACCACAGUGGACAUCACAGCCAACGAUUCCCAUUAAAUUCGAGUCUUCCUAUAGUCCACCGCUAUAUUUUGAAACUGGAACUCAUUGUCAAGAGCAAACAUCUAAAGAUGAAUUAUCAAAUUCGCCUCAACAAUCAAAUUGGCUUAAACAUGAAUCUUCAUCACUACAGUUAAAUUCAGUACCACCAAAAAAUCCAUUGAACGGAAAAACACGUACACGCGACAAAUAUCGUAUCGUUUAUACCGAUCAACAACGAUAUGAACUUGAAAAUGAAUUUAUCAUAUCAAAAUAUAUUUCAAUUCCACGUAAAUCAGCUCUAUCAUUGACAUUAUCAUUGAGUGAACGACAAAUUAAAAUUUGGUUUCAAAAUCGUCGUGCGAAAGAACGUAAAUUAAAUAAAAAACGACACGAUGUAACUUCGUCGCGUCAAUUAAAUAACUCAAAUGAUGUUGAUUCACCAAGUGAUGGCGGCGUUGAAAGUCCAAAUUAUUACCAAAAUUAUACGUCGCAUGAUUAUUUACAGCAACAGCAACAACAACAACAGCUAAAAAGCGCUGCUGCUGAAAUGGAUUUGAGCGUGCUCUGGUGUCUCGGACCAGAUUUUGACAAACAAACAGUAAGCAGUUUGCUCAAUGAUAGUUAUUGUGUUGAAUCAGGUUUGACGCAAUCGAUUACAUCAAAUUGGUGGAUGUCGAGUCCAUCGAAAUGGAAUAAUUCAUUGAUGCAUGAAUCAGGUAUCUAUACACCUCGUUCAGUCAUGAGUGAACUUGAACCGCAAUCACCUACGAGCGGUUCUAUAAGACGACCUUUAUCUGAUGCUAGCAAUCGAAGAAUUUCUAGUCGAUCAUUAACUAAUAGUAAACCACCACCACCACCACCACCGCCGCCGAAAUUGGAAUUUUCAACACCAGUACGAUCGCAUACACUUGAUAUAUACAAUCGAGUAUCAUCAUCUGUUAAACGAACACGUGCUGCACCUACCCUUGCUCCGUCUUCAACAUUUGAAACACCACCAACACAAGCAAUACCUUCAGCAUCACGAACUGUAGAAAUUGCUCUUCUACUCAAAGAACACACAGAUUAUACUUGUGUACUUGUUACACUAAUUCAAGAAUAUCAAAGCCGAUUUCAAAAGCCUCUUCAUGUCAGUGAAUUAUAUACAAUGAAACAUGUCAUCGAUAUUCAGGAAUAUCGAGGUAAUCGAGUUGCACGUCUAUUGCCUGCAUUUCGUACUCAUUUCGAUGAAAAUCAUAUUCAUACUCAACUCGAACAACCAUUUUGUAUAAUUCAUUGUUCAAAAAAUUUUAUUAUUAAUUCUGAUCUUGAUUUACCCUUUGUUAAAAUAUCAUUCAAAACAUUUGCUGAUAACAUUCGUCAAUUAUUAACUCAACACAACGGUUCAAUGCCUUUAGCUAGUUUUGCUCAAUGCUAUUCCUUUACUUUCGAACCUUUAAUUGAUCAUAAAGACGGUGUACCACUUGAACAUUAUGUUUCAUGCAUCAAAGAUAUUCAAAUCUUAACUGGACAAGGAUUUAUUAAAAAAGUUCAAUUUUCUCAAACAACAGGGCCAUCGUUUACGCCAACGCCAUUUGAUACAUCGAAUAUGCAUGUUGAUACAUGUGCUGAGGUUCAACAACGUUUGCAACAAUUUUCACGUGAAGUUCUUGAUCUGCUUAAACAUCAAAGUUCUCAUUGCCGGUUGCCUGUUUCAAAAUUUGUUUCGGCUUAUCAUCAAUAUUUUAAUCGGCAAUGUCGCGUUGCUGAUUAUGGUUUUUCGAAAAUACUUGAUCUUUUAUGUGCUGUACCGAAAUCAGUUCAAAUACUUGGCGAUGGAAAUAAACGUAUUAUAACAAUUAGUCAUCGAUGUCAAAUGAAACGUUUUACUAAUGAUAUUAUUCGUAUUUUGAAAAAUAAACCACAACGAUUAAUGGCAAUUAGCGAAAUUCCGAUUGAAUACGAAAUGGCUUAUAAAAAAUCAUUUUGUAUAACUGAUUUCGGUAUGUGCUAUUUGGAAGAUUUAGUUAAUGAAAUAAAAGAUAAUAAAGAAUUAGUACUCGAUGCUGAGAAGGGUAUUAUUAAGCUCUAUCGUAAAGAACGAACUGAUUUAGAAAUUUUUGCAACAAGCAAAUUUGAACAAGAUGUUAUUGAUAUGCUCCGUAUUUUACCAGAUUUUAGUAUAUCAUUUCAAAAAUUCAUUCCAUCCUAUCAUCAUCAUUUCGGCUACCAAUGUAAAGUUCAAACAUAUGGUUUUUCUCGUUUAAUUGAUUUACUCGAAGAACUUUCUCAUGUUGUCAAAAUUGAUGAAGAUAAACAUGGCGAGAAAAUUGUUCAAUUAACAUCAACUAUGAUGGAAAAGGGAAUAGUAUUAAAUAUCGAGCAACUUGUUCGCAAGUCUCAUGGUUCAUUGAAAGUUAAAGAUCUACGAACGCAAUAUUUACAAGUUUACCGAAAUGAGCUUAAUCCAGAAGAUUUUGGUUCAAGUAAUCUUGAAACAUUUCUUUGUACAAGAACCGAUAAAUUUGAACUUCAUUAUACAAAAAUUGAUGUUUCUAUUUCAAUUAAAGAAGCCAAUCCGGUGCAAGUGCAAUUAACAAAAAAUAUUGUUCUUACAUUGAUGCUUUCAAAAUGUCAAUUAUCAUUUUGGCAAUUGAAACAAGAGAUGCUCGUUCGUUUUAAACAAGAUAUCACUUUAAAUAUGUGUCGCAACGAGUUACGCGAUUAUGUCGAGGUCGCUGAUCAAACCAUUCGUUUAACUCCACCGAUGGUUUUUGCUUACAAUGUGGUACUUCUUUUAGGUUCAUGUGAUGGUCGCAUGCCUUAUGAUGAUUUCAUUGUUGAAUAUCAACGUCGAACUGGUUCCAGUCAUUUAUUGUAUCCAGCCGAUUAUGGAUUUCCAACAAUGCUUCGUCUUUUUGAUGCUAUUCAAAUUGUUGCUCAAGUUCGUGGUCGACGCAAUUUUAAAAUAAUUAUGGUCAAUCCUGAAUUUCGACUCGGACGAUAUAAUCAUCCGAAAACAUCGUUUAUACCACCAUUGACAUAA